Molecule: messenger RNA, 1692 nt
Organism: Hermetia illucens (black soldier fly)
Lineage: Eukaryota; Metazoa; Arthropoda; Insecta; Diptera; Stratiomyidae
Product: homeobox protein Hox-A5
Exons: 3
Coding region: 501-1520 (339 amino acids)
Biological process (GO): central nervous system development; neuron differentiation; regulation of DNA-templated transcription
Molecular function (GO): DNA binding; DNA-binding transcription factor activity, RNA polymerase II-specific
Source: RefSeq, a predicted model, not a curated record
GUAUUUUCAGGACGAUAGCAUUAAGUGAUCUUUUGUCGCGUACCCUUGUACAGUUGACUUUUAAACGGGAAUGGUUUCGGACGUUGUUGAUUGCCACGCUUAAUGGACUGCUGUAUCGAUUUGAGGAAUAUAUAAGUGUAUUUUGAAGUAUUUGUUGGUUUUAGAUUUUGAAUGUGAAAAGUGACUUUUCCAGUGAUAAGUUCUUCUUUGAAUGAAUCAGUUGAAAUUUGGGAAUUUAGUGGUGACUUGGAACAAAAUGAUAUAUUCAGAGAAUUCAAACAUCUUCCUAGAAGUGCUAAUCUUAGUGGAUCUUUAAGACCUAUAGUUUAAAUUUACCACCUAAAAAUAUCUGCUUUGAAAAAUGUAUUCGUAUUAAAACAAAAGGUGUUUUGGAUGAACAGCUAUUUUGAUUCGACAAGUUCUUCCUGUUGAGAUAAGUCAACAAAGCUAGGGUUAUCAGCAGAAACCGUAUAUACAAUCAACGUUUGCGUUGAAUCAAGAUGAUUCAAAAUCCAUCGAAGUACCACGCGAAUCCGCUCUCCCAUUUCCUCUCGCUUCACAGUUCGGCCAACAAUCAUCUUCACCACGCAUCAUCGCAUCCCAACCAGCCAAUCACCCAUCAUCAACUCACAACUUCGGAUGUGACGACAUCCUUAGAUGUGGGAAAAUCUUUCACCAUAGCUGCCAUCCUUGGCCUCCACAAAAACGCCAUCGAGCAUAGAGAGAAAGAGCUGAAUAAUGUGAUGAACUUAUCAUUAAACAGUCACCACAAUCAUAACCAAGCACUUCACCAUAAUCAGAAAGGAUCAACGCUGGUGUCGAGCAAUAGUAGUAGUAACCAUAGUGCACUUAGUGUAAAUAAUUUCGAUUGUGAUAAUUUAAGUGCGGCUAGUGUUGUACAGCGAUACUUACCGGCGGCAGCUGCUGCAGCUGUGAAUGGCGUACCGUGUGCCAAUCAAAGCCCGUUCCGGUUGAAUCAUUUCGGGCAUCAUAUCGCGGGCGGUAAUGGAAAUGGUGGACAAUCGGCUUUGCAGAGUUUGCAACAGUUGCACCAACAUCAUGCCCAGCAAGUUAGUUUAGGAUUCCAAAGUCGAGAGAAAUCGAAAUCAGAUCACAUAUCGAGUAAAAAAUCAACCCUUAAGAGUAAGCGUGUCAGAACCAUCUUCACUCCCGAACAGCUAGAACGUCUUGAAGCAGAAUUUGAGCGGCAACAAUAUAUGGUAGGACCAGAGCGUCUCUACCUGGCACACACCCUCCAACUUACCGAAGCGCAGGUUAAGGUGUGGUUUCAAAAUCGUCGCAUCAAAUGGCGGAAACAUCACUUAGAAAUAACACAACAGCGUCUAGCCAUGAUACGACAAAGACAAAUCCCAGCAACGGAAGAAGCAAACAACACAAACUGCCCCACGAAUAGUUUGGAGAAUCCUCUCGCCACUCACCUGCAUCGAUCAGAAUCGGACCUAUCCAUUUGCAAUGACUCCUUAGACACGGAAAGUAUUCAUGAUGGAGAAGAUGGUUAAAAUAUGUAUCAACGUUAAAAUCUAGCAAGGAAAUUUCUCACUUGAAGAUUGCCUAGAUCUGAUUUUAUAGCUUGUAGAAUUUUUUAUCCUUAUCUAUAGUGCGUAGAAUGAACAGAAACAGGGUGUUCUUCAACAAAAAAUCGAUAAUGUGCUAUUAUAUUGUGUUUGAGGA